ACAGCUCAACAAACAGCUAUAACAACAGGUCAACCAUCAGUUGUGACAACAGCUCAACCGCCAGCUGUAACAACAGGUGUACCAUCAGUUGUGGAAACAGCUCAACCAACAGCUAUGACAACAGGUCAGCCAUCAGUAGUAACCACAGGAAAACCAUCAGUUAUAACAACAGCUCAACCAACAGCUAUGACAACAGGUCAAUUAUCUGUUGUAACCACAGGCAAGCCAACAGCUAUAACAACAGGUCAGCCAUCAGUUGUAACAACAGCACACCAAACAGCUAUAACAACAGGUCAACCAUCAGUUGUAACAACAGCUCAACCACCAGCUGUAACAACAGGUGUGCCAUUAGUUGUAACCACAGGAAAACCAUCAGUUGUAAAAACAGCUCAACCAACAGCUAUAACAACAGGUCAACCAUCAGUUGUAACGACAGCUCAACAAACAGCUGUAACAACAGGUCAACCAUCAGUUGUGACAACAGCUCAACCACCAGCUGUAACAACAGGUGUGCCAUCAGUUGUAACCACAGGAAAACCAUCA
Anneissia japonica is the source of this 543-nucleotide messenger RNA. Its product is annotated as mucin-2-like. The record is from RefSeq and is a predicted model, not a curated record. NCBI's taxonomy places the organism in Eukaryota, Metazoa, Echinodermata, Crinoidea, Comatulida, Comatulidae. The annotation marks the transcript as partial. The transcript has a single exon.